Messenger RNA from Spodoptera exigua (beet armyworm), 1341 nucleotides. NCBI's taxonomy places the organism in Eukaryota, Metazoa, Arthropoda, Insecta, Lepidoptera, Noctuidae. The record is from the annotation of a GenBank genome assembly.
UAAUCACUACGUUACCUCCUCAGAUGUCCGGCUUGGUGUGACCGGGUCCUCCUGUCUCAGUCAGCGCGUCUACUGGUGCAGCAUGACACCGCCAGACCCGCAGACAACCGCCAUAUGCAUGCAUCCAGGAAGUCAGUAACGGACUCGACAGACAGCAGCGGGCGCGUGUCGUCGUCCGACAGUAGCCCCGCGCGGUCCGCCUCGCCCGCGCACGCGCAGGGUAGUCCUGGUAAGACCUUGGAGAAGAAGAGCAGCCUGGCGGAGUUGGACGGUCUGGCGGUCCCCGCCCCCUCACUCAGCAGGAAGAGCAUCGCCGACCCCACCAGCGUCCAGCAAGCUAUCUCCGCCAGAAUGUCUGAAGAAGGUUGCGGUAGACGUCGCUUAGUUCGUAACCAGUCGGAAGGGGAGCCAGCCCCCCGCGAGCGCCGGGACCCCGCCCCCCGACGCCGCCCCGCCUAUGGGGUCAUUGGGGAUUCCGCCUGCAUGGGGGACCAUAAGCCGAUCUACCUCCGUGUGAUGCUGCAGAGUGACCGAGGUAGGCUCCAGUGCUGCGCCCCCCCUCGCGCGUGCUCGCUGUGUACCAGUGCCGCCCUGCUUCCCUCCUCCCUGUCCCUCCUCUGCCCACUCCCAACGCUGGCCCCACUACCGCGCCUGCCUACAGACCCCGAUCUCUACGCGAACAAAAAACUCAAAAUCCCUACCAUAUCUAGUAGUCACCCAGCUAGCCUAACUGAUGAGAAAUUAAAAAGAACAAGAACUGGAUCCCUUAAUGAGACUAUGCUUAGGAUACCACAAGUAGAAAUCACUAGUGCGGACUCCAGUCUCGAUGGCGUCUACGUAAACGAUGUCGAUAAUACACUACUCAGUGUCCGUCGAUGUAUCGAUCCCUACACACCAGAAAGUAUCGAUUCCCACAGCCCUAACGUCGAAGCAUCCUCUGGCUCCGACGAAGUAUCGAUAGAAGUGACAGAAAAAUCGACUAAUAAUAACAAUAAUAAAUCGACGAAAUUGAGUAGGGAUCGCAGUGUAUCGCCUACGCAGUUGAAGAAUCGAUUAGAUAAGUUGUUGAGUGAUAAGGAGGAGGUUAAAUCGAUACCUGAAUUGCAAAGGUUGCAUAGUCGAGAGUCUUGUAAGUCGGAGGCUAGUAAAAAAGGGGGAUUAUGUUGUUUAGCCCUAAAAUGCUAUGGGUUCUGUAGGCGGCGCGCGCGCAGAGUGAAAUGUGACUGUAGCCUCGCCAAGUGUUGCUCCUGACAUAGUAGAUAGUGAUGUGACUUUGUUGUUUAGUCGAUUCCCUUUUUAUCGAUUGUUUAUCAUCGAUUUUUUUCAUUGCAAUAUUUAGUG